Cuscuta campestris is the source of this 737-nucleotide messenger RNA. The record is from the annotation of a GenBank genome assembly. Lineage: Eukaryota; Viridiplantae; Streptophyta; Magnoliopsida; Solanales; Convolvulaceae.
AAAAAAAAUGGCAGCAGCAGGUGGAAUAAUGAGCAGGUGCAUGAUAAUGUAUGUGUCCUUGACCUCUCUCCUCCUCAUCGCGGCGGACGCCGCCACCCCCAGCGACUUCUGCGCCACCGCGGUGGACAAGAAGCUGUGCGAGGAGACGGUGAAGGGGACAAUGGACUGGAACCAUGCCAUAAUCAAGGCGUUGCAAGCGGCCAUGAGCCAGCUUGAUAAGGUGGACGAUGGCCAGGUGAAAGCCACCGUCCACAAGAGCAAGUCCGCCUCCAUGGCCUCCACCAUUGAUAAAAUUUGCACCGAGGCAUACACCAACACCCACGACAGGUUGUACGAGAGCCUGAGACUGGUGCGGAACGGGGAGAAGACGGGGAGCUUGAACUUCAAGCUGUCGGCGGCGUUGACCAGCCUCGAAGACUGCACCAACGCCUUCAGCGACUUCAACCUCGACAUGUCCGGCGUCGAGGCCUUGAACAGCAACGUCGAAAACGCCAUUCGGGUCUGUUUGGCCGUAGAGAAAUACAACUCCUCCGGCCGCCACCAUGAAUACAAACACCAGUAGGGCCGCCGGGAUAUAUAGAAUUCGACUAUACAUACAUAUAUUCUCCGUGACACAAAUAAAUUUAAAUAAAAUAAACGCCUACAAAUUCAUUUUAUAUCUCCAUGCAUGCUUUCGUGUAAUUAAUUAUGAACUGCUUGCAGGGAAAAAAAAAAGAAAAGAAAGAAGGUUAUUUAAU